AUGUUUUCGAAGGGGGGUUUUCUCCCAUUUCGGGGUUCUCUUGUGGACUGGCUGGCAUUAAUCAAAACUCAUCGAAGCAAUGCAGAGACUUACCACGGUGAAGCUCUGUGCAAGCAGAAGUUCCAUGAGCUUCUGAAGGAACUGUCUCUUCCCAAAGGCUUCAUCAGGGCAGACAUCGAGGAGAUGGGCCACCACCAGCCAUCAGGCUUCGUGUGGCUGAAACAGAAGAAGACAACGCACAAGUUUAAGAGCAUUGGCAAGACCGUCUCUUACGAUGAUGAGCUGACAAUGCUGGUUGAGAAAGGUAGGAUCACGAAGCUCAUUGGUGUUGCCAGUAAGGAAGUAUUCGUCUGGAUUUCCGUAUGUGAAAUCUACUUCGAUGAUCUCUCUUCAGACAAGCUUACCUUUAAAGUUCCCACUAGCCUGACCGCAACAUUCCCGGCUUUGGCAUUUAAAGACAAAGAUGAACAGGAUGACGGCGUGCAGAGUCCUUCAGUCCAGCAACAAUUACAAGCAGCUAGACUCACAAAGAAGCAAUAUAUUGGAAAGUUGACAUCCUUUCAUGAAAUGGACGCUAUUAGCAUUGCAAGCAGGUGCACUAUCCCAUUCAACUCUUGA
This is a messenger RNA of Pyrus x bretschneideri (Chinese white pear), 618 nucleotides long. RefSeq lists its product as uncharacterized. Bases 1 to 618 code for a protein of 205 amino acids. The transcript is spliced from 2 exons. NCBI's taxonomy places the organism in Eukaryota, Viridiplantae, Streptophyta, Magnoliopsida, Rosales, Rosaceae. The record is from RefSeq and is a predicted model, not a curated record.